Mya arenaria is the source of this 6831-nucleotide messenger RNA. RefSeq lists its product as uncharacterized. The transcript has 20 exons. Lineage: Eukaryota; Metazoa; Mollusca; Bivalvia; Myida; Myidae. Gene Ontology annotation, molecular function: protein binding. Bases 1 to 6831 code for a protein of 2276 amino acids. The record is from RefSeq and is a predicted model, not a curated record.
AUGUGUUCCUGGAAGAACCAUUACUGUUGGCCUGGGAAUUGCAGCAAAGACGGUCUUACAAGGGACUGCACAUGCGCGACGGGGUUUAGGAAUAUUUCUCAUUCCGAGGAAACCUCGUGUCAACCAACUAAGAAACCAUCUAUCUUAACAUGUGACACUGUUGCGAUCGGUCCAAACGGUGAAAAGAAAAGAUCAAUUUCAUCGACCAAUUCAACGGAGUGUCUAUAUUUGCAAGAUAUGUAUGGAAAUUAUCAGCCGUCAACGAUGCAGCUUGUUUUAAGCACAGAAUACACUAUUGACAUUUCUAGUUCUUUGCCGCCUCCUUCAUUUAUUGUCGAACAAAACUUUGGAAUAACUGACACAACCAUUUAUAUCAAACGCCAAAAUCUUUUGGAUUCGCUUUCUUCUUUAUCAACACACAGACGACUUGUGGAUGAUAAUUCUAGCCAGUCCGUUAAGAACACUUUUUAUGAUUCACAUAAUAUUUCAGUUUCUUCAACUAAAUACGUUCUAACUAAUGGCCAGGCGUUGUGUCUAGAAUAUGAAACAAAAGGUGGUGGUUACUUGAAAGCAAAAGACACGAGAAACAAUAUCGAUCUCAGCGCCAAACCUUACGCCAAAACUUCGGAACAACGAACAGUCUGCUAUAGGUAUGACAACCAACCGCCUGAACACUGUUCAAAACUAUCGACAUGUAGCUCUGAGCCUCUCAAACUAGACAAACGGAUAACGCGAUCAAAUCUCCACCACGUUCAGUUUGACGGUUGGCUGGAUCCCGUUCCUCUAGGGGGAGCAACACACACCGCUUCAUCCAUCGAGAGCUACGAAAUUCGGGUAAACGAGGUGUUACUAUCAGUGGAUACAUUAAAGGUAGAUUACACAACCAACGUUCUCAGUACAAAUGUAAACCACACGGUCACAAUCAUGGAUCUAAAUCUUACUUCAGACACACCAAGGCUCUAUUGUUUGACACUUGAGGUAAAGGAUGUUGCAGACAAUGUUCGACAGUCACGCCGUUUUAUUCUCUACGAUAACACUUCGACCAUUGCAAUCUGGACUGAAAAGCCUUUCCGAUUUACAUCAGCGUCACCUGCUACAGAUUACACAUGGCAAACCCAUCAUAACAAAGUCUGCCUAAGCUGGAAAGAUCACUUUUACAACGAUUUCUACAUACACAAUGAACUUUUGAAUGCUAUUGAGCCCGACCCGCACGGUCUCAUUACAGGCUUAUACGAGCAAAUUACUGGAGAAAUACCUGUCUCCGGGACAUCGAAUGUGUACGGUAUUAUUGCAUACAAUGUAUCGUGGAGCCCGAAUCAUGGUUCAUUCUCAGUAGAAAAUCCUGUCCCUACCUUCACGAAUCAAUCGUUUUGCAAGGAUUUGAAUGUUAAAGACGGUGAUACAUACACACUUAACGUAAAGGCUAUUGAUAUAGUUGGAAAUACCCUAAGCGAUAACCAAACUGUGUUUAUUGAUCGCUCAGCACCACAUCUCAACAACAUUUGGCUUAAGAAAGAUGGGUACGAAAUGUUGUUUGUGCAUAAUAGCACGGACCUGUCUAAAAUGAAGAUGACGUUUAAUGCACUUGAUCCACAUAGUGGCUUAUCUAAAAUACAUUGGACGUUAGGAAUAGCAGACACAAUGGCCGAACUUCUAGAUGAACGCCUUGCUGUCAGGACCAUAAAAUCAUGCUCAGCCGCAGAGUGCUACUGCCCGGAUAUUGGUAUUUGUGCAUUCUUUAAUUACACUAUACCACUCAACAGACUAAACGUUAACGAUAUGCACAUUGGCAACCACAAUAGAAACUAUUUUUUUACCAUUAAAGUAACAAACAUGGCUGGGCUUUCAACGUCGGAACGUAUUGACGUCCUUGUUGAUGAUUCGCCACCUUCAGCUGGUGUUGUUUACGAAGGUCCAGAGGAUUCCCCUGAUAUUGACUAUACAAGUGAUGAUUCGAUUUUGGUACACUGGCAUGGUUUUAUUGACCACGAGAGCGGCAUUAAACUGUACAGAGUUGGAUUGUCCGACAGAUGUCUGAGUACCCAAGAUCUGUACAACUUUACAGAAGUACCAAGUAUAUCGACUUUUAGGGAACUUCCUUUCUCCGAAGAAACGGUUCGAAUCCCAACAACAUUUACCGGAAAGCGAUUUGUGACUGUUAUAGCACUAAACAAUGCCAUGGAACCUUCGAAGCCUGCGUGUUCAGAUGGUAUUACGCGUGAUCUUUCACCGCCAGAAUUUAGAAAUAUGACUUUACAGCAUGGACGAUUAUCAGAGAGCCUACUUUGUUUGCACGGCGUAGUAUAUUUAAUGAAGACCAAUAUGCAAAGAACAAAGCUACACAAUACUUCGGAUUGUCGUGGUAUUUGUGCUGCUGAUAUUCAAUCGCACAAGGUUACCGAAAUGUAUCAGAUACAUGCAACAAAAGGAAAGGAUGAACAUAUUUCCUCGUUUCUUUGCAAGCACUUACCCUUGUACGCAAACGAUACAAUAAUAUAUCUUCCGAAUGAUAACAUAUAUAUAACUUGGAUUAUUGAGGAAGGCGGAAGUCAAAUUCAAGACUUCUUUGUGGGAUUAGGAUUUAAUCCUACUGAAAUAGAGAGUCCGUCUAUUGUAGCUUAUACGUCUACACAAAAGAAAACCUAUUUCAGACGAAGACAUGAAGGCAUAGGUUCUGACGAAAUAUUCUACAUUUUCAUUAAAGUCAUCAAUAAAGCUGGUUUGGAGAGAAUCGCAACAAUUGGCCCUGUACUCAUUGAUCAAACACCGCCUUUAAAUAAAACCCUUCCUCAAGUACUUUCUGAAUCUGAGCACAUUGUAUUUGGAUGGGAUAUCAGCACAUUCUAUGACGAAGAGCAGAGUGCACAAAUCGAUCAAAUAUUUUUCCAGUUUGAUCCCUCAGUGAAUAUGAGUAUUAUGGACGUUGACGCUCAUUUUACGAAGGGUGUACUAUGUGCAAGAUGGAAAGGUUUUUUACACCACGAGAAUUUAACUUUAGAAGUAGGAGUAGGACUAUCAAAUGCUUCUGAUGACGUAGUUGAAGACUGUGUCAAACUGCCCGUCCAUGGACAUAUUUCUUCAUAUGCUUGCAUUAAAGCAUACUCCGUCGGCGGACAAAUGAUAAGCAACAGUCCCAACCGAGACGAUAUUGCUUCGUUCCACACCUCAGGACGAGAAACGGCUAUCACGUUAUCUAUAACUGGCAUCACUGAUGGGACUUCGAUAUAUUUUACUGUAAAUGGAUCAGACCAUUUCGGACUUUCGUCAGUUGUUGUUUCCGCUGAGUUGGUUGUCGACACAUCACCACCGACGCAGGGAAUAAUACACUUUAAUCAACAACAUGCAUAUUACAGCAGUGACACAAUUAGCAUACGUCUUGUUGGUUUUCGUGACGAUCACAGCGGUAUAAGCUAUUUCAAUGUCGGGAUCGGAUCAAGUGGCAUCACGGUGGAUACAUUUUCUAUGACAAAGUAUUAUUCAGAUACUUUCAACAUAGAUCUUCAUGAUUCAAAUAUUCUAGAAGGCCAUGAAUACUUCAUUUUGGUGCAGAUUGACCUGGACUAUCAAUCUGACAUAUACACGAUCCAUGCAAAUUGGAAGGAUUUUUCAGACAAAGAAAGCGACAUAGACUACUUCAAUGUAGGACUUCGUACAGACCACUACGCCACAGACGUGCAAUCAUUUACAAACGUUGGGUUGAAGCAUGAUAUUUCUUGGAAUGGUUCGUUUAUUCCUGGACAAAGAUAUUAUACAACAGUAGAAAGCUGUAAUAAAGCUGGCCUUUGUACACAAAGAUCGUCAGAUGGAAUGAUACUGGACAAUUCCCCACCAAUUAUGGGUCGUGUCCAAGCCGGGUCUUGUGUCCACCACAGCAGAUAUUUACCAUUAAACACAUCACUAAGAUUGCAAUGGGCUGGAUUUGAGGACCCUCAGUCAGAUAUCGAUCAUUUUGAAGUGUGUUUAGGAAGGCAGAAAAACAUGUGUGAUAUUGUUCCUCUAUUCAACGCUCUUCUAAGGUCUAAUAUGAUAAAGUCCGAUUUAUCUCUGCCAAUAAACACAUUCAUUUUUGCAACUGUAUGGGCCUUUAAUGGAGUCGGAAUGAACGUUUCAAGUGCUUCCGAUGCGAUUCUCGUCGACAUUACAGCUCCUUACAACAAAAUCAAGCCUUCGAUAAAGCAUGAUUACAACACAAUAAAGGACAAAACCGCUCAAUGGGAAAAGUCUAUUAUAAGAGUGUUUUGGGAAUUUGUAGACGACGAAAGUCCGAUACUCAAUCACGAAAUAUCUCUCUUUACUCAUCAUGGAGGACACACGCCAGUUGAAAGGGUACAUCUCGGAUCAGAAAAACACUAUACCAUUAACUUAGACGGAAGUAAUUGGCUGCAUAAUGGUGACAUAUAUGUUCUUGUUGUAACUAGUUGUAACGCAGCAGGGCUAUGCUCAACAGAGAGAACAAACGAUAUUCUUAUCGACUCUACUCCCCCACACCAAGGAGGUCUAAAACCAGAAAUGCUUUGGCAAAAUUACAGAGAUGCCAGUGGGCUCCAUUCCAAUGUCUCCUUGACUUGUGUGCCAUCUUCCGUUAUUAUUGAAAAACAGCGAGGAAUACUAGAACUAGAGAAACAUUCUUGUGACGUUCAAUUUUGCAACAAGGACUGCACAUGCGCUGUAGUUGGAAAACCAUGCAUUGAAGCUGAAACAAAUAUGUCCUGCGUCGAGAUUGAUUCAUUUAACACGACUGAUAGUGACGUGGCACGGUUUGCAGUUUUUGGAGGCCUUCAGUUUCAGCCUUUGACCAUAACGGCCUCAUCUGCUUGUCUCGCCGGUCACUGGGCGCAGGUCGAACAUUCAAGAAACGUUACAGGCAUUCAUAGAUUUGAGUGGAGCAUAGGAAUUCAUAAACAGCCGCAUGGAGAAGGGAUUUUUGAUUUACGAAAUGAAAUCCCCUGGGUUGAUAUAGGCUUGCGACAAGAAUUUGUUCACUGUCUUCCUAUUAAUAGAUCGCUUGUUCAUGGCGAGCUCUACGACAUUUAUGUUAAAACUUGGUACGGACCGAGUGAAUUUGCCAUCUUUACGUCUAAAUCCAUUAAAGUUGAUCAAACACCCCCAAAUGUGCGUAAAGGUCGAUAUAUCAUCGAAGGAAUUGACAAUUGUGCAACAGAUAUUGACUUCAUAUUCUGGACUAAUGAGAUUUCGGCUUGUUGGUCCGGUGUCUUUAGUGAGCAACAGAGUUAUAUACAACAUUACUUGGUUGCUCUAGGAACGUCACCGAACGUCGAUGAUGUUUUUGCAUCAGAGAAUAUUGGGUUGAACACAAAUAUUUCCAUCGGUAAUCUGACUUUGGAGCACGCCGUUAAAUACUAUUUUACCGUCACUGCCGUGAACACUGCAGGGCUUCACACUUCGUUAUCAUCAGACGGUUUCAUAGUUGAUACGACCUCACCGUCUGAUGGCGUUGUUUUUAAUACAAUAACACAUAAGAACGUUGCAUACCAAUCAUCCGUUACCUCUCUAGGACUUUCAUGGCACGGGUUUCAGGACCAUUGUUCAGGAAUAAAAAGUUAUUAUGUUGCUCUUGUGGAAGAUCAAAAGCCCCCUGAUUCGAACACAAAUUUCACACAUAUCGGUCUCAAGACGAGCGUUAUGUUCGAUGAUUUAGACUUAAUACCUGGAAGCGUUUAUUACGGAGUGGUCAAGGCCAUUGAUGCCGCGGGACAUGAAAGUGAUCUUAUUGUUUCACCGGGUGUCAUCAUCGAUUCUACUCCACCCAAAGGCUACGACUGUGACCAAUUUGAACACAUGGUUGUCCUCGAAUGGUUAGCAAAAGCUCUUCAUGUUCGGCAAAUAAGAUUUGAUUCUGUAGCUGUUACUGCUAUGAUCCUGGAUAAAGAAAGUCACCUGAAAAAGGUACAAGUUGGUGCUGGGACUACACCAGGAGGCUUUCAAAUACAGCCAUUAACUGCCAAUCAUGCUGAUGUAAUGAGUGUGAUAAUUAAAGGUCACCUCGUGCAUGCGAUGAAAGUGUAUACGACAGUUAUUGCUGAGAAUCAUGCAGGCCUGAGAUCAGUUUUCCAGUCAACAGAACCAAUUAUUAUUGACCAUACUUCUCCGAUUAUCACCGACCUGGAGGCUUUAGCAACGGAAUGCUUCCGAAUACAGAAAAUGUACAAGACCAAUGGUAUGCAGAUACUUUGUCAUCGUGUGAGUCGAACCUCCUGCAGCUUCAACACGGCGAUAGAGUACUGGACAAAUGUUCACUUGAAGACAGUGGCAACUGCUAGGGGACUAACAUUACACAAUACAGAAACAUUAAACGCACACGUCAGGGCUACAAACAGUGGACAACAUAGAGGUGAGGCCGUUCAUGCCUCCUUAAUCACCAUCAGCCAACCUCCAGCCUUGUCAGGAACCCCAAUGCUUAUAUCUCAAAAGGGGAAUAUUAUUCAUAUCGACUGGGAACAAGCAUUCGAUACACUUCCGGAAAUUCCAGUUGUGUAUAGCCUCGUUGUGGGAUCAAAAGACGGAUUCACCGACAUUCUUGACCUCAGCUAUUACACCGGACAUACGUAUGACGUUGUGGCUCCGUCGUAUACAAUAAUUUCUCCGAAGAUAUCAGAGUUGUUCUUCACUAUAACAUGUUCUUAUCCAACAGAUAAAGUUUCCUUCGAGAGGACUGAGCAAGAAAACGAUAUUGGUCACUCAUCGGACGGUAAUUUAAGCAAAGGCUCAGUUGAGAAUCCCUACGAGUCGUUCUCAGAUAAAACUGAAGGGAAAAGAAUCUCCUCCUUGGAUGAAACAUUAUACAUGAAUCUUCAACUCAACUCGCCAUGA